AUGACUUCGGAUGUUCGAAAUCUUACUUCCUUAAAUAAUACACAAAACCCUGUAGGGAAUCACCGAAGUAUAGCAGCUUCCGAGUUGGAGACGAUUUCUAGUCUAGACGUGAGCAGCAGUUCCCUUGUGUCUAGUAGUGAAGACCAAAUACUUACCUAUCAAAAGGAACUAGAAGACUGGCUCCUAAAAGCUGUGGUUCAUACAUUUUCUAAAUUGUCUUCAAGCCACAGAUCAUUUGAAUCAAUUGUUACAAAAGCUGUUGGACUGCCUACAUCACUUGCUUGUGCACUAAGUUAUUACCUUCCUAAAGAUUACAAGGACUUGUUAACUGAAAGCAAAUUAGAUAAAGUUUGCUUAGAUCAUUAUCAAGAAUUAUUACUAUUAUUAUCAUCAUCAUCAACUACUGUAUUGGAUACAAGUACUAUUAUAAAUCUCAAUAUUCAACAUGAUCUAUUCAAAGAUGAUUGUGAAAAUAUUAAAAGAAUUGUUAAUUUUAUUCAACGUUUAAAUAAAUCAUUGGAUAAUUUCACUUCACUCCUCGCCUCGAUUACACACUUGUUGAAUCAAUAUCCAAAUAGAUCUAUUGAUGAACGUAUUGGAUUUAAACAACAUAAUGAUUUAUAUCUGGUCAUUAAUGUUUAUCAAUUGAUUUCUAAAAUUGCCAACACUACUACUAGUGGUAUACAACGUUCUUCUGUCAGUUCAGUCUCAUCGACAACUGUUACCACUACUACUCCUGUUUCUUUGACUAGUGCAAAUACUAUCCAUAGUGAUACUCUACAAUCAAAUUAUACUUCUCGUGUACAAAACGGAGUCUUACGUGAUUUAGUUCGUACCUCUGCAGUUGUUGCUAAACCUGCAAGACCAGCACAUCCAAGUAAUCAACCUAUUCCUGUAGUAAAUCAGUCUACAGUAGACCAGUUAGUUAGUUCAUCGACUUCAUCAUUCAUUCAUUCAAAAGAUAUGAGUAACUGUGACAAUAAUACUCCUACUACUACUAAUAAUAAUUCUCAAAUAUCUGAUGAAAAUAUACAUUCCACAUCAACUACAAAAAUUGCCAAUAACCUGAUAGGUGAUAAUGAAGAAAAUCAAAAGCUCAAAAAUAUUACCAAUGAUAAAACUAAUGAUUUACUAACUGAUAUAGCUCGUGCUGCAUAUAACCGGAGUUCUUCUACACCUUGUAAAGAAUUCUCUAAUAAUACUAGUGAUAUCAAUAAGUCUGGACAAGUACAGCCAUUACACCAACAAAAUAAAAGUUCCACUAAUGGUCAUUAUUAUUUAACGCCUGUGUCACAUGAUGAUAAUUCAGCUAUCGAUUUACCUGCCAGUCAGGUAAUGACAUCUAAUGACGCUACUGCCAUCACUACAGAUACCAAUGAUGUUAGUCAACCAUUCACGCGUAAUUCACUUUACGCUACAUUUAAUAAGCGCCCAACUCCAUGUCUUUCAACCAAAUUGCCAUCAAUUGGUAGUCUAUCUCAACCGAAUAAUCCAAUGAAGCGUAUGGGAGCAAAAUCACCUCGAAUGAAUUCUACUGGUGAUAUUAAUUUGACACAAGUUACACUGCCAUCACUACGAUCUGAAUUUGAAAAGCGUAAACGUUCCCUAUCCUCUGUUAAUCCUGCAGAUGUGUCCGAAAUUUCCAAAAUUGAAAAAGCUUUACCUCUAGGAACAACAACUUGGAAAGCUGCUGGAACAGCACGUUCUCAAACACGUAAAACUAACGAGGCUGAUAAUACUGGUGAAAAUGGUAUUUCAUCGACUAGUACAAAGCCUGAGCAAGAGAAUAAUACAACACCUGGACGUGCUGCAGCUCUACGAUUAUCCUUAGAUCAACGCAGACGUGCUAUUGAAGUAUCCAGACAACGUGAACGUUUAGCCAGUACUAAAGCAGCUGCUAAUAGAAAUAAUGCAGCUUUUGUUAAACUUCUUCAGGAGCAAUUUCAUCAACGUCGGGAUGUUCCAGCGGGAGAAAGUAAACUACCCAGUGAUAAAACAUCGAAGACUGAAACUACUCCUACUGUCUCACCGACGAAAUCAAACGGACCAGAAAACUUGGCUAGUGCUUGUGUAGAUGCAGAAUGUAUGCAUGUUGCAACAGAUAAUCAAGAGAUUACUGCAUCUGUCUCUCAGGUUGGUCAAGCUACAGAUAUGGAUGAAGAUUUUUCAAUGCUGUCAUCAUCUACUGUUCCGAAUUCUAAUGAGCCUUUACAAGAUAAUUCUGUUUUUAUGGAAACUAGUACGACAGUUGCAGCGCUGGACGAUAAUGCAUAUGAACCGAGUGAAUCUGUAGCUUCUUCGCCUAAAUCUCCAAAAUCCUGUCGUGAAGAAAAUCAAAUGUAUGAUUCGCCUACGCUUCCAGUGAAACACUCAAAACACCAUGAUACAGGCCCUAUGAACAACCAUCAUAGUACUCAGAAUUAUCAAGAUAUAGAUCAACGUUCAUCUGUAUCCUGUCAGAGAUCGAACAGCGACGAAUCAGAUUAUCUUCCAUCCAAUAUGUCAGCACCUCAUAUUGUCUCACCCCACCCAUCCAGUUGGCAUCAGUCUUUACCAUACCAACGUAAACCAGAUACUAAGAGACCAAAGUCUCGAUAUAGUGAAAGGGAAUCCACACCUCAACCGGAAUCGUUUGCUGCCGAUGCUCAUAAUCACCAUAUUCAUCAGUAUCCUCAUACUCACAAAAGCUCAAAGUAUCGAGGUUAUGCGGAUAAAACAUAUCCUGGGCAUUUUACUCCAUCAGUUGCAUAUAAUGAUCGUGGUUUUGUUUCUGUUGAUCCAUUUCAUGGUACUCAAUCUCCUCGCUUUAGACGCCACCAUAUCAAUCAUAAAACCUGUCAUUGUGACACAUCUUUACACAAUUCUACAUGUGAACAACCAAUUCCUCAUAGACAUACAUCUCAACGACAUUAUCGCCGUCACAAUCCUGCUAAUCAAUUGAUUCAAAGCGGUAGUUAUUGUGAUUGUAGUUCAGGUGAAGCAAGUUCAGAAACAGAUGAUGAAUCGAACUGUACUUGUGAUGAUCAUUCUUAUCCACACGUCAAUCGUAUGGCUUACUCUGGACGAUUUUCUCAUCGAUCACUUUCUAGAUUGUCGAAACCACACUCCAAAAACAGAUACAGAUCAAAUGUACGUAAAUCGACUGAAUAUGGCUACGAUUAUGAAGAGGAAGAAGGUAGAAUACACUCUCCAGCUGGAUCAUAUGCUUCCUUACGUGGAAUCAACUCACGUGCGGCUAAACUUGAUAUGAAUGCCAUGGGAAAUAACAAUAAUAAUAAUAAUAUUCAUUCAACAGCAUCUGGUGUUGAUCCUGCCACAUUAGAUCAAAUUAAUCGAAAUAUGUCUGAUUUACGCUCUGGUUUUGAACGUUUAUCUAUGCAACAACAAGUUCUGUUAGCUUCCUCGUCUGCGACAACAGCUGCUGCUCUAGUUGCGAGCAGUUUUCAACAACAGCAUCAGCAGCAACAACAACAACAGGAGCCAUUUCCACCAGCAAAUUCUUUAUCUCAAACACAAGGACUAUCUACAUCUAUAUCUAAUAUAUCGACAACACGUGCUACAUGGAGUGAUAGACCUAUUCUACGCGAAUUAAGUGUACAGCGUAAUCCAGCUGUUGUGACAAAUGGAUGCAAUGAAGCAGUUCAAACUAUUUUGGAUGAAGGUGAUACUGAUAAUGUGGUUAUUUCAAGUGAUCCCCGUAUGCAACGCACUAAAGACCGACUGGAAGCACGUCGAGCUACAGAAAGAGCAAUGGUAGCAGAACAAUUGGAAGCAUUACGUACUACGGGGCGUAAAGAAAAAGAAGCAGCUGAUCGUGCCCAGUAUGAAAGGAAAUUGAAUGAAAAAGAAAGACGUGAAGCUGUAUUACAAGCACAUUUAUCUAAGAAGGAAGCUGCUAUGUCUUCUGGAUAUCGUAAUAAUAAUAAUAAUAAUCCAUACCCUGUAAGAUCUGGUUCCUCAGCACUUUCCAAAUCUGAAGUGAAUCUGUCCACUACAACUCCUAAACAUAGUGCAAGUAAAAAACCGUCUACUGCUCCAAAACGUGAUAGAAAUGCACCAGUAGCAGCUUCAUUGGAUGCCUUUCCAUCAUCAAAGCCUAACUCCCGUGUAAAUUCAGCUAAAUCAAAAGCACCUCCGCCAGUUACUACACGUGGUAGUGGUGACGGGGAAGCUGGGGAUCUAAUAAUGGUAAUACUACCACUACUACUACUACUACUAACUUCUACUACGGGUGCCACACGUACACCGCUUCCUUCUGGGAUUAGUCUAUCUUCAUUACAUCGACUUGGUGCUUCAGAAUCACCAUCUAGCGGUCCUGGUGUACCUGUUCAAUGCUUAAACCAGCCUCGUUUAUUUGUGAAACCUAAAGCGAAAUCCAAUCGUACUGUUGUUGUUAAUGCCAUCAGUCAUUGUUGUUUAGCUGGGACUGUCAAUGAACCGACAAAACAACUUGCGCUUAAAGAAUUAGCUGCUACUGAAGGAACACACUUUAUGAUACUCUUUCGUGACUCUCGAUGUCAGUAUCGAGCUGUUUAUUCAUUUGACCUGGAAUCAGAAGAGUUGAAAAUUAUUUGUGGCAAUGGUCCAAAAAGAAUUACACACGAAAUGGUUAAUAGGUUUUUCAAAUACAACAGUGGAGCAAAACAAUUCACUGAAAUCACUUCGACAAAACAUUUAAGCCCUGUUGUCGACGCUGUAACAAUUCACGAUGCUCUUUGGAUUAAAUCCGGUGGUGCACAUACACUUUUGCCAAGUCAUUGUUCUUAAUUAUAUACACUUAUAUUUCUUAAAUAUAAGAAAGCAGAUUUUACAACUAGAAAAGAGAGACAAACAUUUUCCUCAAUUCAAUUAUACAUAUUAACUUGUUUUCACUUACAUUUACCUAACUGCUUCUCUAUUCCUCUUAUUCUUUGGGUGAUGGAAUUUUAAUUAUUGUCUGAAUAUAUAUUAUUUCUUCAUGUUAUUGUUAUCAUUGUUUUAUUGUUUAUUAAUUAUGUAAUCAUAAUGAUGACAAUAAUGCUUACUAUGCAAAUGUUCAUAUAUGAUGACCAGGUGAUAUAGCCUCACUUGUAUCUCCU
Molecule: messenger RNA, 5078 nt
Organism: Trichobilharzia szidati
Lineage: Eukaryota; Metazoa; Platyhelminthes; Trematoda; Strigeidida; Schistosomatidae
Source: the annotation of a GenBank genome assembly